UAUUGUCAGGCAAUGAACAUCGUGACGGGUAUUCUACUUCUUUACUGUUCUGAAGAAGAGGCCUUCUGGCUCUUGGCAGCCAUUUGCGAGCGCCUUCUGCCUGACUACUACGACAGUCAGGUGGUGGGAGUGCGAGUGGACCAGGCUGUGCUGUACCAGUUGGCCUCUCAACACCUACCCGCCAUCUUCACUCGUUCCAGUCCCGCUUCCCUACUUUCACUACCAUCGGCAUCUAAGGGUGUGGAAUACUUCAGCUCCUCAGUGACGUCGCUGUUUGAACGUGCUGGUACCAGGUCCACCACCGAUUCACUGAACAACAAUAGUGGGGUGGAGUUGGUUAACCUCGUCACCUUUUCGUGGUUUCUCACGCUCUUUCUAAACGUCGCGCCCUUUCGAUGUGCAGUCUUCAUUAUCGACUAUUUCUUCUUUGGAGGAGCUAAGGUGAUAUUUCAACUAGCCCUCGAAUUGCUACGUCUGCAUCAGCCAAUCUUCAGUGCCUCCUCAGAAAGAGAGAAGGUUAGCGGUACUCUGUUACAUCUCUCCCGCUUCUUCCACCAUCUCAUCCCGGAAGUGCUGCCUUUGCCCUCAGCCACACCAUCGGAUACAAAAAUGGGUGCGGUGGCCAGAACGGAGAUAUCAUUGCGCCCCUUAUCAGUAGGUAUGGUGUCCCAUUCCAAGGCAGUUACGGUAGAACAGCUACUCAAGUCUGCGCGUGCAAAUUUUGGGGAGGCGGUUACAUGCGAGCGCAUCGAGUCGUUGCGCCUGGCCUGUCGCCUGCACGUCAUUCAUGCGCUCUCUGAUAACUGUGUGAAAGAGGCCAUUCGCACACUACAGCCUCAGUUCUUCUGCAAACUUGUGGAUCUGGCUAUCCUCUGCUUCUCCUACAAGUUCGCGAACGCGUUUACUGUUGGUGUCGUAUCUAUGCAAUGCCUAAAGAUUUUACUCGUCUUUAACGCCGUCAUAUUUAAUUAUCCACCACCUUAA
Hydatigera taeniaeformis is the source of this 984-nucleotide messenger RNA. NCBI's taxonomy places the organism in Eukaryota, Metazoa, Platyhelminthes, Cestoda, Cyclophyllidea, Taeniidae. The record is from the annotation of a GenBank genome assembly.